This is a messenger RNA of Gilbertella persicaria, 552 nucleotides long. RefSeq lists its product as uncharacterized. NCBI's taxonomy places the organism in Eukaryota, Fungi, Mucoromycota, Mucoromycetes, Mucorales, Choanephoraceae. The transcript has 4 exons. The record is from RefSeq and is a predicted model, not a curated record. Bases 17 to 379 code for a protein of 120 amino acids.
UUAUUUUAUUUUUAUUAUGAAAAAUCCUGUAGAAUUACCACCUACACCUUCCUCUUCUUAUAUGAUACAUCAUGAAUGGAAAGAACCAAGUCCUCGUUUACCUUCAAAUUAUGGUUCGAUAUCAACAGAAUCAAGAGCUGAAUCACCCUCAUUGAGUUUAUCUACUGUAAGCCCUAAUGAUGAUAACGAAAGUCUUUAUCUAUUAUGGACACAUCAAUUACUACAAGAAAGAGGAUUCCAACCCUCUCCAUACAAAUCACAUAAUAGUGAUGAUGAUAGUGAUAGCUACAGUAUAGACAGUAGUAUCACGGAUGUAUCCAUACCUGCUCCUCCAAAAAAGACACUUUCCUGGCUACAGUCAUGGUUUCCAAUGUGCUAAACCCAGUUACUAUUUUUGAUAAUACCCCACCUGACCGUAUAUUCUUUGAUUUGAUUGGUGGAAACACAUGUCACACUUCACUAGAAUGACGAAAUAAUUUGUUUUGUUUUCUGCAAAAAAAAACAAAAAAAUAAAUAAAUAAAUCAAUGUUUGCUUUUGCUUUCAAAAAGGAU